Molecule: messenger RNA, 2799 nt
Organism: Brenthis ino (lesser marbled fritillary)
Lineage: Eukaryota; Metazoa; Arthropoda; Insecta; Lepidoptera; Nymphalidae
Source: the annotation of a GenBank genome assembly
AUGUCGUCACGAGGAGAAUUGCCUUUGGAACUGGCACUCCGUGGGCGAAGUUCAUCGAUCGCUACAACGCUUUUGCAGCACUCUGCUGACCCGGACGCGCGCGGUCCUCGUGGUAGAACAUUGUUACAUAGGGCAGUCGACGCCAGAGACGCCUUCUCCGCAAAAUAUUUGGUCGACAAUGGAGCAGAUCCUGGCCUUACUACGAAGGAAGAAGGAGACACAGUACUUCAUUUAAUAGCAGCACUUACAUCAAGUUCUUGCGAUCCAGAAAUUAUGGAACAGAUGGUUGAAAUUGCAGAAACUGCUGUUAAUAAAGGAGCAGAUAUCAAUCGGCAAAACAGGAAAGGAUACACACCCCUCCAUCAAGCUGUGAUAGCUAGAAAUCAAAGGAUAUUUGACCUUUUAUUAAAACAACCCAACUUAGACACUAAUUUGAGGACUAUAUCAGAUGAGCACCCUCCACUUUACUAUGCUCUAGUAGACGAUCGAAGAGCAUCCAUAUCUUCAAGUGAAACUUUAGUAAUGAAUGGCUCUAAUCCUUUUGAUACUCCUGUAACAAACAAAAAUGCAUUCACUGAAGAUCCAGUAGAAGGAAAGUCGGAGAAUAUUGUGGAAAGAGGUUUCGCUGCAAAAUUAUUAGAGAAAGGAUGUCAACCAAAUCCUUUAUAUUCCGGAUCAGGCGACAGUUUACUCCACAUAUUGGCGCAAGGAUGGUUUGAGGACUCGGCAGUGUUCCUAACAUCGCAUCUCAACGGUGACCUGAACCACAGCAACGAAGCGGGCCUGUCGGCGCUGCACGCGGCGUGCGCCAACGGCCUCACGCGCCUCACAGCCGCGCUACUGGAGCACGGCGCAAGACCUAACUUACAAACUGCUUACGGGGAACACGAGGAUACAGUGUAUAGACAAACUCCUCUUCACUUAGCAGUACUAAACAACCACGAAGGUUCUGUAACUGCCAUAAUAGAUCACAAGAGAUUGGUAGAAAAAGGCGAGCUUCCAGCCACCGACAGGUCUAAUGUGAGCCUCGUACCAAACCUAAACCUGAAGAACUCCGAGGGAGAUACACCAGUUAGUCUUGCACUUACUGAAGGCCACAAGCAUCUGGUAGCCCCACUUAUCGAGGGUGGAGCAGACCCGAAUAUUCGCAAUGGAAAAGGCUUCACGUUGCUACAUCAAGCUAUUGUCGAAGAAGAUUCUAGAACAUCCAUAUUCCUGCUAGACCACGGCGCAGAUAUGAAUGCUUUAACCGAUGCAGGGGAAACGCCCCUCCAGCUAGCGAUCCACUGCCGGCUGGGGCUGGUGGUGGAGGCGCUGUGCGUGCGCGGCGUGGACAUGAGCCGCCUCGACGCGCACGGCGUGCCGCCGCUGUGGGCCGCGCUCGACUCCGGACAGGAGGAGGUUGCCAGUAUUUUAGUUCGCAAUGGUGCGGACGCAGACUGCUGGGGACCGGGGCCCGAUGGAUGCAUGCAAACUUUAUUACACAAGGCAAUAGACGAAAACAAGGAGUCAUUAGCUACAUUUUUGAUACGAUCUGGGUGUGACGUGGAAAGUCCAAGAAAGACGGGACCGAACGGCGAAGGCGCGGAGGUGGCGGCCGACCGCCAGGCGCCGCUGCACCUGUGCUGCACGUGGGGGCUUACUGAAGUUAUACAGACUCUGCUCGAGCACGGGGCGAACAUAAACUCCAAGGACGCAGAAGGCAAGACGCCGCUCCACAUCGCGAUAGAGAACCAGCACGCGGCGAUCAUCUCGCUGCUGCUGUCGCAGCCCGGCGUCGACCUGUCGGCGCGCGACAGCCGCGGCGUCACGCCCUUCGCCGCCGCGCUCACGGCGCGCAACAAUAAGGCGGCGCAGGCUAUAUUGGAGAAGAAUCCUUCGGCCGCUGAACAGGUGGACAAAAAGGGUCGCAACUUCCUCCACGUGGCCAUCCAGACGUGCGACAUGGAGAGCGUGAUGUUCCUGCUGUCGGUGGAGGUGGACGUGAACUCGCGCGUGCAGGACGCGACGCUGGCGCCGCCGCUGCACCUGGCGGCCGCCGUCGGCAACGAGGUGCUGCUGCGCAGUCUGCUGCUGGCCGGCGCGAGGCCCAACGACAGGGAUGCGCAUAAACGCACGGCGCUGCACGUGGCGGCGGGCACGGGGCAGGCGGGCAUCGUGAGCGCGCUGGCGGGCGGCGGCGCGGAGUGCGGCGCGGCGGACGCGGCCGGCGACAACGCGCUGCACGUGGCCGCGCGCGAGGGCCACGCCGCCGCCGCGCGCGCGCUGCUCGCCGACACGGACGUUGAUGCCGCCGCUACCAACUUGAAAGGUCGUAACCCGUUACACGAGCUGUGCUGGUGCAAGAAGGAUAAUGCAGCUACCAUAUGUGAAAUUUUCCUCGAGUUUAUGCCCGACUAUCCAAUUAAUAGGACUGACUUGCAAGGCAACACGGCUCUGCUGCUGGCGUACAUGAACGGGCAGGGCGCGCUGUGCCGCGUGCUGGUGCGCGCCGGCGCCUGCCUCGCGCACGAGAACAAGGACGGCAUCUCGAUAUUCAACUACCAGGUGGCGACGAAGCAGCUGCUGCACCGGCUGCUGGACGCGCUGCCGGCGGAGGCGCCGUGGGCGGAGAGUGACCUCUGCCAGGAGUGCGGCACCAAGUUCACUCUCACUAUGCGCAAGCAUCACUGCCGCCACUGUGGAAGAAUGUUAUGUAACAAAUGUUCAAGCCAAGACAUACCUAUUCUUAAGUUUGGGAUGAACAAACCACAACGAGUCUGCGAAAUAUGCUUCAACGUAUUACAAGUCGGCGCCAGU